This is a messenger RNA of Babesia bovis T2Bo, 4277 nucleotides long. Its product is annotated as variant erythrocyte surface antigen-1 beta subunit. The coding region runs from base 8 to 4216 and encodes 1402 amino acids. Lineage: Eukaryota; Apicomplexa; Aconoidasida; Piroplasmida; Babesiidae. The transcript has 16 exons. The record is from RefSeq and is a predicted model, not a curated record.
UAACAUAAUGGCAGCACAGGCCUGGACCCCUUACAACAGCCUCACCCAGGCUCCCACCAACCUGAAGGAGGCCAUUGACUGGGUCCUGAGGGUUACUGGUAGGGAUGGUAAAAGCAACAAGGCGGCACAGCCGCCACCAAGCACUAGUAAUGGCCCUCAUUGCUUGUGCUACUUGGCCAAGGCAGUGAAGGACCUACUGUAUGAUGCCAGGUCCCCGGAGUACCCUGGUCCCAGCACUGGGAGGAACUGGAAUGACAUACUCCUAGACCAGGAACAGUCCAUAGUAAAGCCAGUGCUCACUGACCUGGGACUCCUUAGUGAUAGCACUAGUGCUGCCAGUACUACCACUACCUGUGCUGGUGGUACCGAGGUCAUAAAGGCACUGAUAGACCAGUUGGCACAGGGACUACAGAAGUGGGUUGGGUGGCAGAAAGGCAAGGAAGUCUGUUGUCUAGAUACGGAAACUGGGAUAGGAGGGAAGUGUACAUGUCCUGGUGGUGGUGCUGGCGGUUGUUGUACCGGUUCUAGUGGUACUUGUACCUGUGCCUCUGCGAACAAUUGCUAUAAGUCAGCCUACAACAAGGACUCGGCCUUAUGGACGAACAUAGUCAAUGGUACCACUGGUGUCGGAGGAUCCGGAUCGGCUGGUAGUGCAGUUACUGUCAACCCAGUGAAGGCCGCCCAGGAGGUCCACCUCCUGGCCCGUAUUUUCCUAGGGUCAGUAUGCCUCAUCUGGAGUGGACUCAGUCAGUUGGGGUUCCUAACGGGUGGUGGCAAGAGGUGGAGCCAGGAUGGAAAGCUACACGAGGUCGAUAAGGGUCUCGGCUCAUUCAUGGCGGCCAUGGGCUAUGACCUGGAUAGGUUGAAUCAGGAGAAGGGAGGUAAUAAUAAUGGAGAGUUUGUGCAAACGUUGUUGACUGGAGGGAAGGAUAAGGGAGUACCGUGGCAGGAAUUCAAGAAUGGUCCUCCUCAGGAUAGUGUAGCUGAGUACUACAGCAGUAUUUAUAGUGGAGCACUGGGUGCUGCCAAAGGCAGUACUGAAGACAUCUGUACUAAGUACCCCCUAUUGGUACUCCACAUCCUUGCCAGUGGGUACUUCAGGGCAGGUAGUGCCGGGGCGAAGGGAGUGAUUACGCCGCCGAAGGCGGCUACUAAGAAAGAUGAAACUCCCUCUUCCAGGAAACCCCGUACUAUCCGGGAAAUCCUAUACUGGCUAAGUGCAUUGCCCUAUAGUGAGAAGUACAAGGCACUGGUAGAGAGGAUGGAUGGCAAGAUGAAGGGUAUAUUACCUAAGGAACAGCAGGAUAAGGGAGAAUUAAAGCUUCAUAGUGAAAGUACUAAUGCCAGUACCACUCUCUUGCAGAAGGACAAGAUUACCCACUACCUACUGGCCGCCUGUGGCUACUGCCCAUUGGUACUCAUCGGUAUCCAGGGGACCAUAGAGAAGGAGGUGGACAAGGCACAGGCACCACCAGGUCCUCCAGCUGCGGGGAGUGCUGGUGCCGGAAGUGGUACUGAUAACAAGUGCACCAAUUAUGGCAAAAAGCAAGAAGAUAAAACGGAUUGCAACAAGAAGGACCUUGCCGAGAAAGGUCAAGUCUGCUACGGCGGGUACCACCUGGAAGUGUCCCAGUUUGGCCCCCUCCAUGGGAUGUAUGCCAAUGGGCUCUUUGGCUUUGACAUGGACCUUUCGGCCGCCCAGUGCCUGGACCAACUGAGGGUAUAUGUAUACCACUGCUUCUACCAGCUCUAUUUCCUGAGGAAGCAAUGCACAGUGGGAGUGGAAAGUGGAGUAGGAGCAGGAGGGAACACUGUGCUGGGCUGGCAGAGUUGUAGGUAUGGUAGUGGACUUGUUGGCGCCGGGAAAGAGAACUGGAUUUGUCAAAAAUCAAGUACCAGUAAUGGGAAAUGCAAAUGUUAUAGUGGUAAAAAAUCGCCACUCAUGUUAUUCCUUUGUGAUUCAGUUGAACAUAUGCAUUGUGGAUUGACAAAGGGCAAGGGUGUGAAUGAUUAUCCCGAAAUUGAUGACCACAUUGAAGCCAAGGAUACUAUUCAACCUCCACACUUUGGCAAACCACCCAUGCACUGUCCAGUUCCGAUGGGAUGGCAAGCAGAGAGUACUGGUAGUAGCACUAGCGGUGGCCAAAACAGGGAGAACCACUUCAAAGAUUUAAAUACUGGAAGCCACAAACAGGAAUCACUGUCACAACCAGGUAGUCCUGGCACAUAUCCUGCCCACUGCACUGGGAAUACACUGUCACAUCUCCUGGAGUACUACUGUGACCCCGAAAAGUGCCAGAGUGGCUCCCUAGUGGUAUUACUGAGACUACUGGCUUGUAUCACUCCCACGGUGCCACGGACUCUGGGUGACCUCUUUGGGUUCUAUUACUAUAUAGUCUAUAUUGGGGGAAACCAGGGUGGUGGUGCUGCAGAGGGAGUGUAUGCUAGGUUGAAAGGAAAAGAGGAGGAAUCUAAACUGUACAUGCUUUCCAUUGGUAGUGACGGAGUUGUCGAGGCACUCAAGAAAUACGGUGAAAAUUGCAGUGGAGGCACUGCUGGCAACCUUAAGUGUCUAUAUAGCGAUGGCAAAAACAACUGUACUCCAUUCCUUUCCCCUCUUAGUGGCCAGCAGUAUGGCCAGUUGAGUCCCUUGAUGGCUGGGACCUACCUGUCAUGGUUGGUCUAUUUGAUAGAGGGGUUCAGGACAGGACUGGAGGGGUUGAAAGGGGAGUUCCAGCAGAUUAGUUGUAAGGAUUCAGAGUGCCACAGAGGUCCGGGAGGAGGUGGAUGUAGCGAUGGUAAUGGAUGCCGACAAGGAACACAUGGUACUAAGUGCACUGGUGGUGGCGGCGGAGUCUGUCAGUGUGCCUCUGUCGUAUCAUGUACCGGGGUACUACCGGUGUUGUACAGGUAUGGCUUUGGGUAUGGUGAUGUAAAGGAGUUGCACAAGGAUAAAGGUGGUGGUACGCAGAACAAGAAGUGCCACGACUUCCUAACGACACUGAACAAGGUCCUAGAGGGUACUAAUCUCACGACUAGCUCCCAAAAGGGGCUCCACCACGAAAUAAACCAACUAAUCUACACCACCAGGCUCCCCUGGAUCUUUGUACUGACCUUAGCCUGGCUAGUGGCGGUGCUGUACCUAGCAUUUGGAGCCAUAUGGCCACUGGACUGGACACAUAUGAGGUCGCAUUGUAGGGGAUGGUUCAGGGAGGGAAGUCUGAGUCCAUGGGAGAUCUUGAUGGUUGGUAAGAAGAAGGGAAGGGGGAUAUUGGAGUUCUUUGGUACACAUAAGAAGUGCCACGAGUUCCUGGGAACACUAGACAAGGUACUAACAGGGGAUCACCUCAAGAAUGGCUCCAAAAAAGGCCUGCACUAUGAAAUCAACCAACUCAUCUACACCACCAGGCUCCCCUGGAUAUUUGUACUGACCAUAGCCUGGCUAGUAGCGGUACUGUAUCUAGCCUUUGGAGCCAUAUGGCCACUGGACUGGACUCAUAUGAGGUCGCAUUGUAGAGGAUUGUUCAGGAAGGGUAGUCUGAGUCCAUGGGAGAUACUGAUGGUGGGAAAGAAGAAGGGAAGGGGGAUACUAGAGUUUUUUGGUCAGAAGAAGCAAUGUCACGAGUUCCUAAAGACACUGAACAAGGUCCUAUCAGGUGACCACCUCAAGAAUGGCUCCUCAUCAGGGCUCCACCAUGAAAUUAAUAAGCUCAUCUACACCACCAGGCUCCCCUGGAUAUUUGUUCUCACGGUAGCGUGGCUAGUAGCGGUACUCUAUCUUGCAUUUGGUGCCAUAUGGCCACUGGACUGGACACAUAUGAGGUCGCAUUGUAGGGGAUGGUUCAGGAAGGGUAGUCUGAGUCCAUGGGAGGUACUGAUGGUGGGUAAGAAGAAGGGAAGGGGGAUACUAGAGUUUUUUGUGGUGAUUCAUGAGAAGGUCGACUAUCUUUUUGGUGGGUUUUCAACAGCAGGUACACGUAAAACUGGCUAUCCCUUGGGUGGGUUUUCAACAGCAGGUACACGUAAAACUGGCUAUCCCUUGGGUGGGUUUUCAACAGCAGGUACACGUAAACCUGGCUAUCCCUUGGGUGGGUUUUCAACAGCAGGUACACGUAAACCUGGCUACCUUUUGGGUGGGUUUUCAACAGCAGGUACACGUAAAACUGGCUAUCCCUUGGGUGGGUUUUCAACAGUAGGGAAACGUAAAACUGGCUAACGUUUUUGUAUAUAGUAGUACAAGGUUACAUGAAAAGUUCAUAAAAGUUUGGUGCCAAUGU